AUGGCAUCCAGCGGCAGAGCACAAAACCAAGAAGCUUCUGCCACCAAAAACGUAGCCAUCAUUUUCGGCGUAACAGGGCUGGUUGGAAGAGAAAUAGCCAGGAAGCUGAUCUCCACGACGAAUCCCAAAUGGAAAGUCUACGGCGUCGCCAGAGAACCCGACAGAGUCCCACUCCAGAGCCCCGACUACCACUUCAUCCCCUGCGACCUCCUAAACCCUCUGGAAGCCCGAACCAAGCUGUCGUUAAUCCCCGACCCGACCCACUUGUUCUGGGUCACCUGGGCCGCCCAGCACCCACUCGAUUCACAACAAUGCUGCGACCAAAACCGAGCCAUGAUGGUCAACGCCUUGGAUCCCCUCCUCCAUUGCAGCGCCGGAACGCUCAAGCACGUCUCGCUUCAGACUGGGCUCAAGCAUUACGUUUCUCUGCGGGAAAUUGCGAAUUCGAAAGGAAUUGUUGGUCAACGCUACGACGAGGGUUGCCCUAGAGUUGAGGAGGGCUUCAAUUUCUACUACGCCCUGGAGGAUUUGUUGAAGGAGAGAUUGCAGGGAGGCAGAGUGGCUUGGUCGGUUCUCCGGCCAGGGUUGGUGACGGGGAAUUCGAGCAGAUCGAUGUACAAUUUGAUUGGUUCGUUGUGCGUCUACGGAACCAUUUGCCGGCGGUUGAAUCUGCCGUUUGUUUUCGGCGGGACGAGGGAUUGCUGGGAGGAGGAGUACAUGGACGGGUCGGAUGCAGGGUUGGUGGCGGAGCACCACAUCUGGGCGGCGACGGAGGAGAGGGUUCGCUCGACGGAUGGGCAGGCGUUGAAUUCGGUCAACGGGCCGGGGUUCGCGUGGAGGGAGAUCUGGCCGGUGAUCGGGGAGAAGAUGGGGGUGGCGGUGCCGGAGGAGGCUCUGGCGGCGGAGGGGUUUCGGUUCGGGGCGGCGAUGGAAGGGAUGGAGGAGAUUUGGGGCGGGAUUGUGGCGGAGGAAGGGCUGGUGGAGACGGAGAUUGGGGAUCUGGCGAACUGGGAGUUUUUGGAUGUGCUGUUCCGGUUCCCGAUCAAGCUGCUGGGGAGCCGGGAGAAGUCCGACCGGCUGGGGUUCACGGCGCGGCGGGAGAUGGCGGAGUCGGUGUCGUUUUGGAUUGACGCGAUGAGGGAAGAGAUGCUGAUUCCUCGAGAGAAUUGA
Messenger RNA from Linum tenue, 1170 nucleotides. The record is from the annotation of a GenBank genome assembly. NCBI's taxonomy places the organism in Eukaryota, Viridiplantae, Streptophyta, Magnoliopsida, Malpighiales, Linaceae.